Bacidia gigantensis is the source of this 5712-nucleotide messenger RNA. RefSeq lists its product as uncharacterized. The record is from RefSeq and is a predicted model, not a curated record. The coding region runs from base 1 to 5712 and encodes 1903 amino acids. The transcript is spliced from 4 exons. Gene Ontology annotation, molecular function: 1,3-beta-D-glucan synthase activity. NCBI's taxonomy places the organism in Eukaryota, Fungi, Ascomycota, Lecanoromycetes, Lecanorales, Ramalinaceae. Gene Ontology annotation, cellular component: 1,3-beta-D-glucan synthase complex; plasma membrane. Gene Ontology annotation, biological process: fungal-type cell wall polysaccharide biosynthetic process; (1->3)-beta-D-glucan biosynthetic process.
AUGUCGGGUUACCCACAGGGCCAUUACGACGAAGGUUACGCCCACCAUGGGGUUACCGAACACCAUGGGGGUACCGACUCAUACUACCAAGACGAUCAUACUCAAGGAUACUAUGACAAUCAAGAGUAUGCACAUGGUGGUGGAAAUGGCGGGUACUACGACGAAGCUGGGUACUAUAAUGCUGACGCCAGCAACCCGUACCAACAAGAGGGUGGCUACUAUGACGCUCAGCAACCUGGUUAUCAAGAUGACUAUUACAAUGAUCAGUAUUAUGAUCAAGGUACUCCUGCUGCCGGUCAGCAUGGGUACGGCCAAGGCGGAAGGCCUCGACGCCGUGGUCACGAUUCUGAAGAAGAUUCCGAAACCUUUAGUGAUUUCACUAUGAGGUCCGACAUGGCGCGAGCGGCCGAGAUGGAUUAUUAUGGUCGUGGCGAUGAACGUCACAAUAGCUAUGGCGAUGGCCAAGGUCGGGGAUACCGGCCUCCCUCUUCUCAGAUUUCGUACGGGGGCAACCGAUCAUCUGGCGCCUCGACCCCCAUAUACGGUAUGGAUUACCAGAACGCGCUGCCAGCCGGGCAGAGAUCUCGCGAACCUUAUCCUGCCUGGACGAACGAAGCUCAAAUUCCCGUGUCGAAAGAAGAAAUCGAAGAUAUAUUUCUUGACCUCACAGCUAAGUUCGGCUUUCAACGUGAUAGCAUGCGAAAUCAAUAUGACCAUGUAAUGACCCUCCUCGACUCGAGAGCAUCUCGUAUGACUCCUAAUCAAGCCCUUCUGUCGCUUCAUGCAGACUAUGUUGGGGGCGAAAACGCGAAUUACCGCCGAUGGUAUUUUGCCGCCCACCUCGACUUGGAUGAUGCUGUCGGCUUUGCCAACAUGAAGCUUGGCAAAGCCAACCGUCGGACACGUAAAGCUCGGAGGGCCGCCAAGAAGAAAGCCGAGCAAGAACCCAAAGGCGAGGACGAGACACUUGAGAGUCUUGAAGGCGACAACAGUCUGGAGGCUGCCGAAUAUCGAUGGAAGACUCGCAUGAACCGCAUGUCUCAACAUGACAGAGUACGCCAGCUGGCACUGUACUUGCUUUGCUGGGGUGAAGCCAACCAAGUUCGGUUUAUGCCCGAGUGCUUGUGCUUCAUUUACAAAUGUGCGCUUGAUUAUCUAGCCACCCCUGAGUGCCAGAAUCGUGUUGAGCCGAUCGACGAAUUUACGUAUCUCAACAAUGUCAUUACGCCGCUCUACCAGUACUGUCGCGAUCAAGGCUAUGAAAUCGAAGACGGGAAGUACGUGCGGAGAGAGAGAGACCAUAGCAGCGUGAUUGGUUACGACGAUAUCAAUCAGCUCUUCUGGUAUCCAGAGGGAAUUGAGCGCAUCGUCAUGGAAGACAAAUCGAGGAUAGUCGAUUUGCCUCCAGGGAGCGUUACAACAAGCUGGGACAAGUCGCCUGGAAGAAGGUCUUGGUUUCACAUGCUGGUCAAUUUCAACCGUAUCUGGGUCAUUCACUUGACAAUCUUCUGGUUUUACACUGCGUUCAACUCUCCAACUUUCUACACCAAGCACUAUCAACAGCAGCUUGGUACCAAACCGAAGCCAGCUGCAACUUGGUCUGCCGUUGGACUUGGAGGGACAGUUGCCUCUCUGCUGAUGAUCAUUGCGUCUUGCGUUGAAUGGGCUUAUGUGCCGCGGAAAUGGGCUGGUGCACAGCAUUUGACUCGACGACUUUUCUUCUUACUCGGUGUGUUUGUCAUCAACAUUGCUCCGAGCGUCUACAUAUUUGGUAUCAGUCAAACUACCAUCAUCGCAAAGGUCCUGGGGAUAGUCCAAUUCUUCGUCGCAUUGGCUACCUUCUUCUUCUUCGCAAUCAUGCCGCUUGGUGGUUUAUUUGGUAGCUACAUGAAGAAGAAUUCUCGUCAAUACGUGGCGAGCCAGACUUUCACUGCAAGUUGGCCUCGUCUUGCUGGCAAUGAUAUGUGGAUGUCAUAUGGCCUCUGGGUCCUGGUCUUCGCCGCUAAGCUUUCCGAAUCCUAUUUCUUCCUGACGCUGUCCUUCCGUGAUCCUAUUCGGAUUCUCUCGACUAUGAAGAUCAAGCAGUGUGCGGGUGAUAAGAUCCUUGGCAAUGUUCUCUGCAAGCAGCAGCCUAAAAUCCUUCUUGGUCUGAUGUUUGUGACCGAUAUCUGCCUCUUCUUCCUGGAUUCCUAUCUGUGGUAUAUCAUCUGGAACUGUGUCUUUUCAGUGGCGCGUUCCUUCUAUCUUGGUGUGUCGAUCUGGACACCAUGGAGGAACAUAUUCUCCCGCCUGCCAAAACGUGUUUACUCGAAGAUUCUUGCAACAACGGACAUGGAAAUAAAAUACAAGCCGAAAGUUCUCAUUUCCCAAAUUUGGAACGCCAUCGUCAUCUCCAUGUAUCGAGAGCACCUCUUGGCCAUAGACCACGUCCAGAAGCUUUUGUAUCAUCAGGUCCCCUCGGAACAAGAGGGUAAGCGGACGCUGCGUGCUCCAACAUUCUUUGUCUCACAGGAAGAUCACUCCUUUAAGACAGAAUUCUUCCCAGCGCAAAGCGAGGCUGAACGUCGUAUCUCCUUCUUCGCACAAUCGCUCUCGACACCUAUUCCCGAGCCGCUCCCGGUCGACAACAUGCCAACUUUUACCGUCUUGAUUCCUCAUUACGGAGAGAAGAUUCUCCUGUCUCUACGUGAAAUCAUACGCGAAGAUGAACCAUAUUCUAGGGUCACUCUCCUCGAGUAUCUCAAGCAACUGCACCCUCACGAGUGGGAUUGCUUUGUGAAGGAUACGAAAAUUCUCGCCGACGAAACCUCACAGUUCAAUGGAGAAUAUGAGAAGAAUGAGAAAGACACCGCGAAAAGUAAAAUUGACGAUCUUCCUUUCUACUGCAUCGGAUUUAAAUCAGCUGCUCCGGAAUACACUCUUCGUACUAGAAUUUGGGCGUCUUUGCGAUCUCAAACGCUUUACCGGACCAUUUCAGGCUUCAUGAACUACAGCCGUGCUAUCAAAUUGCUCUAUCGAGUUGAGAAUCCCGAGGUCGUCCAGAUGUUCGGUGGCAAUUCUGAUAAGUUAGAGAGAGAACUAGAACGAAUGGCUCGUCGAAAAUUCAAGAUCGUUGUCUCCAUGCAAAGAUAUGCCAAAUUCAACAAAGAAGAGCGAGAAAACACGGAAUUCCUCUUACGUGCUUACCCAGACUUGCAGAUUGCAUACCUUGAUGAAGAGCCGCCGCUGAACGAAGGCGAGGAACCUCGCCUGUAUUCUGCACUUAUUGACGGGCACUCUGAAUUAAUGGACAACGGCAUGCGUCGACCAAAAUUUAGAAUCCAACUGUCUGGCAAUCCUAUCCUAGGCGAUGGUAAAUCUGAUAACCAGAAUCAUGCCAUCAUCUUCUAUCGUGGCGAAUAUAUCCAGCUUAUUGAUGCCAACCAAGACAACUAUCUUGAAGAGUGCCUCAAAAUCCGAAGUGUACUGGCGGAGUUCGAGGAGAUGACAACGGACAACGUUUCUCCAUAUACACCUGGGUUACCAAAGAGUGAGACAACGCCUGUUGCUAUCCUCGGUGCUCGUGAGUAUAUCUUUUCUGAAAACAUUGGUAUUCUUGGAGACGUUGCCGCUGGUAAGGAACAGACCUUCGGCACUUUAUUCUCACGUACGCUGGCUCAGAUUGGCGGCAAAUUGCAUUACGGACAUCCGGAUUUCCUCAACGGCAUUUUCAUGACUACUCGGGGCGGUGUAUCAAAGGCACAGAAAGGCUUGCACCUGAACGAGGACAUCUAUGCCGGCAUGAACGCCCUCCUACGUGGUGGACGCAUCAAGCAUUGCGAGUAUUACCAGUGCGGCAAAGGCCGAGAUCUUGGUUUUGGCUCAAUAUUGAACUUUACAACCAAGAUUGGCACCGGCAUGGGGGAACAAAUGCUGUCCCGGGAAUACUACUAUCUCGGCACCCAAUUGCCUCUCGAUCGCUUCUUGUCCUUCUACUAUGCCCAUCCUGGUUUCCACAUCAACAAUCUUUUCAUCGUCUUCUCGGUACAGAUGUUCAUGAUUUGUCUCAUCAACCUUGGCGCCCUUCGUCAUGAGACGAUUAUCUGUCACUACGAUAAGAACAAGCCUCCAACCGACCCCAUUUUCCCGAAUGGAUGCGCCAACAUUGUUCCGAUUCUCGAUUGGGUCUUCCGCUGCGUGGUCUCUAUCUUCAUCGUGUUCUUCAUUUCCUUCAUUCCCUUGGUUGUGCAAGAAUUGACCGAAAGAGGGUUCUGGAGAGCAGCUACCCGUCUGGCCAAGCAUUUCGCCUCACUCUCACCUGUCUUCGAAGUGUUCGUUUGUCAAAUCUACGCCAACUCGCUCAGCCAGAAUCUGUCCUUUGGUGGUGCUCGCUACAUUGGAACGGGGCGCGGCUUCGCAACUGCCCGCAUACCAUUCGGAGUGCUCUAUUCUAGGUUUGCUGGACCCUCAAUUUACGUCGGGUCACGCAUGCUCAUGAUGCUGCUCUUUGCGACACUUACAAUCUGGGGAAUUGAAUUGGUCUAUUUCUGGGUCUCACUCUUGGCAUUUUGUGUCUCACCCUUCCUUUUCAACCCGCAUCAAUUUGCCUGGAACGACUUUUUCAUCGACUACCGAGACUUCCUGAGAUGGCUUUCUCGUGGUAACUCGAGAUCUCAUAAUUCCUCUUGGAUCGCUUUCUGCAGGCUUUCUAGAACUCGAAUAACUGGCUACAAGCGUAAGAUUCUGGGAGAGCCAUCAUCCAAGCUCUCAGGCGACAUCCCUCGAGCUCAUUUCACCAACAUAUUUGUGAGUGAAAUAAUCGGCCCUCUUCUCUUUGUAGCUGUAACGCUGGUACCAUACCUCUUCAUCAAUGCUCAAACAGGUGUGAAGAGAGCCACCGCGACCAACGCGCUCAUUCGCCUAGCGGUCGUUGCCUUUGCACCCAUUGGUAUCAAUGCUGGCGUUCUGGCAGGGCUCUUUGGCAUGGCCUGCUGUAUGGGCCCCCUUCUUAGCAUGUGCUGCAAAAAGUUCGGAUCUGUACUAGCCGCAAUUGCUCAUGGAGUCGCCGUUAUUAUGCUUCUCGCAUUCUUUGAAGUCAUGUUCUUCCUAGAGGGCUGGGUUUUCGCGAAAGCGUUGUUGGGCAUGAUCGCUGUCGUGGCUAUCCAACGUUUCAUCUAUAAGUUGAUCAUCGCUCUGGCUCUAACUCGCGAGUUCAAGUCGGACUCAGCCAACAUUGCUUGGUGGACCGGUAAAUGGUACGCCAUGGGAUGGCACUCGAUUUCCCAACCGGGACGAGAGUUUCUCUGCAAGAUUACGGAGCUUGGACUGUUCGCCGCAGAUUUUGUACUGGGACAUUUCCUCAUGUUCUUCAUGCUUCCGGUGAUUGCCAUACCCUAUAUCGACAAGUUUCACUCUGUCAUGUUGUUCUGGCUCAGACCAAGCCGCCAAAUUCGGCCUCCAAUCUAUUCGCUCAAGCAGUCGAAGCUGAGAAAACGAAGGGUAAUCCGCUUCGCCAUGCUAUAUUUCAUCAUGUUUGUGAUCUUCCUAUUGUUGAUCGCUGGACCUGCUAUCGCUAGUAAGUUCAUCAAAGGCCUGCCUAGUAUACCGAUGAACCUCCUGCAACCUACUGGCAAGAGCAACAAUGAUACCACCAGCGAGACUACGGGACCAAAUCUUAUUGCAGGUGGAGCCGGUGCUACGGGCGGCGGUAAGGCAGCCGCAACAACAGGCUAA